Molecule: messenger RNA, 1230 nt
Organism: Colletotrichum fioriniae
Lineage: Eukaryota; Fungi; Ascomycota; Sordariomycetes; Glomerellales; Glomerellaceae
Molecular function (GO): hydrolase activity, hydrolyzing O-glycosyl compounds
Source: RefSeq, a predicted model, not a curated record
AUGUUUCUCAUCCUGUCCCUCGUCUUCCUCGGCGGCUACGUCCACUACCUGUGGAAAGCAGAGGCCGCUCUCGGUGUCCCCUGGGUGCCCGACCCGGAGGCCCAGCUGUUCCAGCAGCGGCCCCUCUUACCUCCGGCCCAGGAGACCAGCAUGGACACGUACUCGCUGCCGCUGCACACAAAGGGCCGGGAUAUUGUCGACGAGGAGGGACGUCGCUUCAAGCUCCUAUCCGUCAAUUGGUAUGGCGCCAGCGACGAGCUCAACAUCCCCGGCGGACUCGACGUUCAGCACCGCGACGUUAUUGCACAAACCAUUCGCGGGCUGGGCUUCAACAGCGUCCGCCUGCCCUACAGCGACGAGAUGGUCAUCACCGAUCCCCCGAUCCCGGCCGAGCUGGUCGCCGCCAACCCGGACCUGAUUGGCCUCAAGGCCCUCGACAUCUUCGAGGCGUGCGUGACGGCACUGACGGACGCGGGCAUCGCCGUCAUCGUCAACAACCACAUCACGCACUCGACCUGGUGCUGCGGCGCCGACCCCUGCGACGCCCACUGGGCCAACGACCACCUCGGCCCGCUGUGCCGCAUCAAGCAGACCGAGGAGGACUGGAUCCAGCACUGGGAGAAGAUUAUGCUCCGCCUCGUUGACAACCCGGGCGUCAUCGGCGUCGACCUGCGGAACGAGGUGCGCGGCGUGUGGGGCACAAUGACCUGGGACAAGUGGGCCACGGCGGCCGAGAAGGCCGGCAACAGGCUGCUGGAGAUGAACAAGGACUGGCUCGUCAUCGUCGGCGGCACCGAGUCCGGCAACGACCUCACCGGCGUCGCGAAGCGGCCCGUCGUGCUUGACGUGCCCGACCGCGUCGUCUACUCGGCCCACGUAUACGCCUGGUCCGGCUGGGGCAGCCUCGAGGGCCGGUACUCGAAGCGGGCAUACGCAUCCUUUGUGAAAGCCAUGCGGCACAACUGGGCCUAUCUCGUCGAGGGCGACGUCGCGCCCGUGUGGGUAGGCGAGUUUGGCGCUCCGCACCAGCCCAGCAUCGGCGACGCGAAUUACUGGAACAACCUGCUGCGCUAUCUCAAGGUCAUUGACGCCGACUUUGGGUACUGGGCCGUUAACCCGCGCAAGCCAAAGGAUAACGUCAAGGAGACGUAUGCGCUCGUCGAGGACGACUGGGUCACGCCCGUGCUGGAUUACCGGAUGAAGGACAUGGUUGAGAUUAUGAGGGCGUAG